AGGGGGGGCUGUGGCCAUGGAGACCUGCAGCCGCAGUCUGGUCCCUCCCCCCUGCCGGGCACAGACGCCAGUCCAAAGCAAGAUUGUGGACCUGACCGAGGCCGGGAAAGGGCUGAAGGUGCAGGCCGAAAAGCCCCACCUGGUCAGCCUGGGCAGCGGGCGCCUCAGCACCGCCAUCACCCUGCUGCCUCUGGAGGAGGGCAGGACUGUGCUGGGCUCAGCUGCUGGGGGCAUCGUCCUUCAGGGGGCCGGGGUGGCCCCUCAGCACUGCUUCAUCGAGAACCUGCAUGGGACACUCACGCUGCACCCCUGCGGCAACAACCCUUGUGCCAUCGACGGCCUGGCAGUGACCCGCCCCACACGCCUCUCCCAAGGGUGUAUGAUCUGCCUGGGCCAGUCGACCUUCCUCCGGUUCAACCAUCCUGCGGAGGCGGAGUGGAUGAAGAGCCUGAUUCCCAGGGCGGGACGAAGCCCUGCAGCCCAGCGAGGAGGACUCCUGCCCGAGGCCCAGAGCCUGCGGAACGGCAACCAGGAGGCAGCCAAGACUUCCCGGCCCAGCCCCAGCGCACUGGUCAGUUCCAUUGAACGAGACUUGCAGGACAUCAUGGACUCCCUAGUGCUGGACGAGGAGAGCAUCUCCCCCAAGCCGCUGUCCCCGGACUCCUCCAUCACGAACGGCAGGGGGGGGCGUUCCCUGCUCUCCCCGCCCCAGAGCCCCAGUGCCAUGUCUGUGGGUUCCAGCUAUGAAAACGCCUCGCCACCAUUUUCGCCGCUCUCCUCUCCUGCCAGCAACAGCAGCAGCACGAGUCACUCCCCGCUGGGCCAGGAUCUCAGCCCUGCAGCCCCCCCUGUGGUGCCUGUCCGCUCCUCCAGUUACAGCCACGUGAUGCUCACGUCCCACGGCGGGCCCGGCCUGGAGUUUCCCAGCAGCAGCCCUCUGAGUCCUGCGCGAGGGACGGGGAGUCCCAGGGCUGCACGCAGAGCCACUCCAGAGGCUCCCCCGAGUCCCACACCCUGCCGGAGGGCUCGGCCUCCAGUGGACAGCGUCUGCCCUGGCCAGCGCAUCUCCCCUCCGCCUGCACUGCCCAUCCCCAGGAGUGGCGACGGUGUGCCAGGCAGCCCUCGGACGCACCCGCCCAGCAGCACACGCUUGGCACCCAAGUCCCAGCCAUUGUUUGUGCCGCAGUCCAGAGCCGGGACGCUGCAGGAGAGGCCCCCCAGCCCCUCCCGGGAGAUCCGAGAUGUUCCCGUCAGCCCCUCCCGCCAAGGCCCCGGGAGAGGCUGCCACACCCCAGAAGCAGCAGGAGCUGGGCAGAGCCCCCAGUCGGGCCGGGGGCUGCAUCCCCCCGACAGUCCCCGAGUGAACAGGCGAGACCUGCCGCCCCUCAGCCCUGCCCUCUCCCGCAGAGCAGCCUCGCCAGUCGCCCACCCGAGCCCCUUGCCACAGGCCCGAGGGCCCGAGAAGCCCUGUGCCCGGAGGAGGGACCGUGCAGACAGCCCCCUCUCCACCGCCUCGUCGUCCUCCUGCCUGCGGGGCCGCAGCCCUUCACCCACAUGGCUGCUGGCUGCCGGGGAGCGCAAGCCCAGCUACAGGGGGGGGCUGAGCCCUGCCUACAGCCUGGGCUCUCUGACGCUGCCCACCUCCUCCCCGCACCAGAGCCCCCGGGCCGGCCGCAAGAUGUCUGGGGAGCUGCCGGGGCCCCUGCGGGAGCGCAAGCGAAGCAUUUCGGAGCUCAGCAGCAACCAGGGAGACCUGCUGCAGUACCACUGCUGGCAGCGGCAGGAGCGUCUGCGCGAGCAGGAGAUGCAACGCCUGGAGCGUCAGCGGCUGGAGACCAUCCUGAGCCUGUGCGCAGAGUACAGCCGCAGUGAUGGAUGCCCCAGCCCAGAGCAGCAAGCCUUUCCCGGGGCUGCUGAGGGGGGCAGGAGGUUGGAGGCAGAGCAGCGCUUGGAGGAGGACCCCCUGAAGGAGGAGAGCAGCAGCACGGAGAGCGCUGGCCAGGAGCACGAGGAGCCGCUGCAUGUCCCUGCCGUGCGAGAGGCCACCCUGCUGGAGGAAGCCCGGGCCCGGCUGCUCACCAACAUCGACCGGCUCAAGAGUCGCGCCCAGGAGCUGGAGCAGCAGCUUCAAGAGACGGCUCGGGAGGUGGAGAUGGAGCGGGCCCUCGUGCAGGGGGAGCGCGAGGCGGAGCGGGUCCAGCUGCAGCAGGAGCAGAAGAUGAUGCAGCAACUGCAGGAACGGCUCUCGGAUCUGGACAGCUCCAUCCUUCGGGACCGAGACAAGGAGAGGGCAAAGGUUGAUGCGGAAAGGAAGGAGCUCGAGAGACUGCAAGCCCUGUGCUCUGAGCUCCAGGGCCAGCUCCACAGCUGCCCCGAGUCAAUGCGGGAGCAGUUGGAGGACCAGCUGCGCAGGGAGGCCGAGGCGCUGGAGAGCGAGGCCAAGGUGUUUGAGGACCUGGAGUUCCAGCAGCUGGAGAAGGAGAGCCGUCUGGAGGAGGAGCGCGAGGCGCUGGGCCAGCAGUUGCUCCACAGCACAGCAGAGAGCCACCGGGCCAUGGCCCGCAGGAAGGAACGCAUGGCGGCCCUGGAGAGCCAAGCCAACCAGAUCCGGCUGCAGGCCGCGCAGGAGGCAGAGCGGCUGGGCAAGGAGAAGGCUGCCACGCUGCAGUUGCUGCAGAAGGAGAAGGACGCCCUUCUGGCGCUGGAGAGACGGUACCGGGCAGUCACUGGUGGCCCCGGCUUCCCCAGGGCCUCUGCAGCUGCCCUUCGAGAGGUCUGUCGCUCCAAGACGGAGGCCCACUCAAGUGGCGUGGUUUGGCCAAGGAGCAGCAGCUUCUCCUCUCAGAGCGCCGUGUUGCCACCGUCACCUCCGGAGAGCUCGGGCCCCCUGCCUGGGAACUUGGCCAGCACCCUUCAGGAUAUCGAAGCCAAGCGCCAGCUGGCCCUGCAGCGGAAGGGGCAGCAGGUGAUUGCCGAGCAGCGGAGGCGCCUGGCAGAGCUGAAGCAGAAGGCGGCCGCGGAGGCCCAGUCUCAGUGGGAGGCCCUGCACGGGCAGCCCCCCUACUCCCCCCUCAUGCCCCAUUCCAUCCUCCAUCAUCACGCCCCCGGGGGCCUGGCCAUGCACGGGAAUGACCCGGAGAACGCCUACGACACGCUCAGCCUAGAGAGCUCCGACAGCCUGGACACCAACCUCUCCACCAGCGGGGCCUCAGCCUGCUCCCCAGACAACAUCUCCAGUGCCAGCGGAGCUGAUGUGGGGAAGAUGGAGGAGAUGGAGACCAUGCUGAAGGAGGCCAACGCAGAAAAGUCCCGCCUGAUGGAAUCACGAGAGGAGGAGAUGGAGCUGCGGCACCAGGCACUGGAGGAAGAGCGGCGGCGGCGGGUACAGCUGGAGCAGCAGCUGCAGGAUGAGGCCGCACGGCGGCAGAGACUCAUUGAGAAGGAGGUCAAAAUGCGGGAGAAGCAGUUUGCACAGGCACGGCCCCUGACCCGCUACUUGCCCAUCCGCAAAGAAGACUUUGACCUGCGUGCCCACGUGGAGUCCUCGGGCCACAGCGUGGACACCUGCAGCCACGUCAUCCUCUCCGAGAAGAUGUGCAGAGGCUACCUGGUCAAGAUGGGGGGCAAGAUCAAGUCCUGGAAGAAGCGCUGGUUCGUGUUCGAUCGCCUGCGGCGCACCCUCGCCUACUACGUUGACAAGCACGAGACAAAGCUCAAAGGCCUGAUCUACUUCCAGGCGAUUGAGGAGGUUUACUACGACCACCUCCGCAGCGCAGCAAAGAAGGGGUUCUUCUCCCUGAAGCGGGUCAGUCAUCUAGCAGACUUCCUCCCUCUUCCCUUCAGUAGAGAGAGCCCCAACCCAGCCCUCACCUUCUGCGUCAAGACCCACGACCGCCUUUACUACAUGGUGGCACCUUCCGCGGAGGCCAUGCGCAUCUGGAUGGAUGUCAUCGUGACCGGAGCAGAGGGCUACACCCAGUUCCUGAGCUGAGGUGCUCCAGC
Molecule: messenger RNA, 4002 nt
Organism: Heteronotia binoei (common prickly gecko)
Lineage: Eukaryota; Metazoa; Chordata; Lepidosauria; Squamata; Gekkonidae
Gene: PHLDB1
Product: pleckstrin homology like domain family B member 1
Exons: 22
Coding region: 17-3991 (1324 amino acids)
Biological process (GO): regulation of microtubule cytoskeleton organization
Cellular component (GO): basal cortex
Molecular function (GO): protein binding
Source: RefSeq, a predicted model, not a curated record